Molecule: messenger RNA, 4059 nt
Organism: Closterium sp. Naga37s-1
Lineage: Eukaryota; Viridiplantae; Streptophyta; Zygnematophyceae; Desmidiales; Closteriaceae
Source: the annotation of a GenBank genome assembly
AUGGGUGCGUGGAGUGAGACACAUGGGUGCGUGCAAGGUGCCCGCCUGUGUCACAUGCGCCUUGCACUCCCCUGCAAUCUCGCCAUAUCUCCUCUCCCCUGCCUGCCCCCCAUACCCCUCGCUCCCCCACCAGCGCACAGCGCAUGGGGGUCGUGGCACUGCUACUUCCACCGCCUCGCCUCGCCCGCCUGCCAGGCCGCUGCCCACGCCGCUCUCACAGACACUCAGGAGGAUGCGGAGGGCGCGGAGGGGUCAGAGGGCGGCGAGGGCGUGGCGGGGGGGUGCAGGCCGCUGGCGGAGGUGGGCAGUGCGGCGGCGUCAGAGGCGCGUGUGGUGUGCGCCACUGCCCACGUGCGGGCGAAUGCAGCAGUGGUGUGCGGUGAUGGCACGGGGCCGCGUGGGAAGCAUCCUGCUGAAGCUGCUGCUGCGCUGCUGGGCGGGGCGUGGCAGCAGGUGGUGGUGCGGGGGACGCGGAGGGGUGCAGAGCGGUUGGGGGAGGGCUAUCUCUCCUCUUUCCACCCACAUGCAGUGGGGGAGGGCUAUCUCUCCUCUUUCCACCCACAUGCAGUGGGGGAGGGCUAUCUCUCCUCUUUCCACCCACAUGCAGUGGGGGAGGGCUAUCUCUCCUCUUUCCACCCACAUGCAGUGGGGGAGGGCUAUCUCUCCUCUUUCCACCCACAUGCAGUGGGGGAGGGCUAUCUCUCCUCUUUCCACCCACAUGCAGUGGGGGAGGGCUAUCUCUCCUCUUUCCACCCACAUGCAGUGGGGGAGGGCUAUCUCUCCUCUUUCCACCCACAUGCAGUGGGGGAGGGCUAUCUCUCCUCUUUCCACCCACAUGCAGUGGGGGAGGGCUAUCUCUCCUCUUUCCACCCACAUGCAGUGCAGUGGUGGCGGGCACAGGCGCUGCGCUUCAUGCUGCGCUGGCCCUCGCCCUACCUCUGCCAUCUGCUCAACCGCCACCGCCACCGCGCCUUCGGCAUGCACGUGGCGCGCGGCAUGGCCACGCACCACGCGGAGGGGGACGCCAUCCUCUCCUCGCUGCUGCUGCCGCUUCCCCUGGCCGCCCGCCGCCCCAUUGCAGCGCGGGCCCUGCAGCAGGAGGGGCGUGAGCUGGCGACGCUCAACUUCUCGACGCCGCACUCCGCAGAGGCGCAGGUGUGGCCGGGGCUGGGCUUCCAGGGGUGCGUGGCGCGCGGGCGCGGCAAUGUGAUGGCGACGCGGGGCAACCCCCUGGCGGACUACUUUGGGGCGGGGCGCGAGGCGUAUGUGCUGCGCCCCAUCGUUGCCUUGCACACCGGGCGGAGGCGAGGGGUGGAUAGGCCGCCAGUGCAGCAUUCGACAGAGGAUGAGCAGGAUGAGGAGGAAGGGGAGGAUGAGGGGGGGGGGAGGAGUGGGCGGGAGGAGUGGGAGGAGCGGGGGAAGAGGGAGCAGAUGGUGGUGGUGGCGGGUGUGUUCCACGCGUACAGCCUGAGGCAGCACGACCCCGACCUCCACCACGUGUGGCUCACCGCCCCUCCCUCCCAGGCCACACAGACACACUUGGCAGCCUUCGACGACUGGACCUUCCUCAACUCCCGGCACGUCAGCUACGGCCAAUCAGCGGCUGCCAGCAUGGCAGGCAUGGUGGGAUCACAGCUGGCGAGUGUGCUGAUCGCAGCGGAGUCAGAUUAUUUUGUGGGGUCACUGGCCUCACAGCACGCUCGUCUCAUCCUCGCCUUGAGGGCCACCAAUGGCCGGCUUGCUGCACCUGCGCCUCCCCUCGUCGCGCCUCCGCUCGCCGGCCGCGCCGCUCGCCUCGCCGCGCCUCCGCUCGCCGUUCCCCCCACCGCGGUUGCUCCCGCGCCUUGCUCUGUUUUCGCGGGGUUGGGCGCGCCCGUGGUGGUGGGGGAAAUGGUGCUGGACGUGCAGGGAAGAGCGGGCGCGGAGAGGGCGCUGGAACGAGGCACCACCACGCCAGGACAGGUACACGUGCUCCGCGCCCCUGCGCCCUGCGCUCUGCCCCGUGCGCCCUGCGCUCUGCCCCCUGCGCUCUGCGCCCUGCGCUCUGCCCCCUGCGCUCUGCCCCCUGCGCUCUGCCCCCUGCGCUCUGGCCCCUGCGCUCUGCGCCCUGCGCUCUGCGCCCUGCGCUCUGCGCCCUAUGCUCUGCGCCCUAUGCUCUGCGCCCUAUGCUCUGCGCCCUAUGCUCUGCGCCCUAUGCUCUGCGCCCUAUGCUCUGCGCCCUAUGCUCUGCGCCCUAUGCUCUGCGCCCUAUGCUCUGCGCCCUAUGCUCUGCGCCCUAUGCUCUGCGCCCUAUGCUCUGCGCCCUAUGCUCUGCGCCCUAUGCUCUGCGCCCUAUGCUCUGCGCCCUAUGCUCUGCGCCCUAUGCUCUGCGCCCUAUGCUCUGCGCCCUAUGCUCUGCGCCCUAUGCUCUGCGCCCUAUGCUCUGCGCCCUAUGCUCUGCGCCCUAUGCUCUGCGCCCUAUGCUCUGCGCCCUAUGCUCUGCGCCCUAUGCUCUGCGCCCUAUGCUCUGCGCCCUAUGCUCUGCGCCCUAUGCUCUGCGCCCUAUGCUCUGCGCCCUAUGCUCUGCGCCCUAUGCUCUGCGCCCUAUGCUCUGCGCCCUAUGCUCUGCGCCCUAUGCUCUGCGCCCUAUGCUCUGCGCCCUAUGCUCUGCGCCCUAUGCUCUGCGCCCUAUGCUCUGCGCCCUAUGCUCUGCGCCCUAUGCUCUGCGCCCUAUGCUCUGCGCCCUAUGCUCUGCGCCCUAUGCUCUGCGCCCUAUGCUCUGCGCCCUAUGCUCUGCGCCCUAUGCUCUGCGCCCUAUGCUCUGCGCCCUAUGCUCUGCGCCCUAUGCUCUGCGCCCUAUGCUCUGCGCCCUAUGCUCUGCGCCCUAUGCUCUGCGCCCUAUGCUCUGCGCCCUAUGCUCUGCGCCCUAUGCUCUGCGCCCUAUGCUCUGCGCCCUAUGCUCUGCGCCCUAUGCUCUGCGCCCUAUGCUCUUUCCACCCCCUCCCCUUCAUGGUUGUCCCCUUCCUCCCUUUCCCCCACCCGUUUUCUUCCUCCCGCAUGAGGCAGGGGGGAGGGCAGGUGAAAGGAAUUCGAGGGGGGGCGCACAACAUAGCGGAGUGCAUGGCAGCACUCUCCGCCGCGCCCUUCCUCAUCUCCGCUGUUGGGGAUGACGCUGCAGGCAGGCAUAUCAUUCCUGUAUCCUCUUUGCUCUGUUUCUCAUCUCUUCCUGACCACUUUUCCCUGUUUCCCCCACCUCCUUACCUGGUUCCCAAUGUCUCCCCUCUCCCCUUUUCCCUCUCCCCUCCUACUUACGUGCUCCUCCUGCCACCUCAGCUGACAUGCUUCCCCUUUUCCUUCCCCUCAUUUCCCCCUCUUCUUCCCCUCGUGUCAUCUUUCUAUUUCCCGCUUUCCCUCUCCCCGUCAUCGUAUCCCAACUCUUCCCUAUCCUCCCUCUUCCUACUGUAUUUCUUUCUUUCCCUCUUCCCCUCUUCCUAUCUCCCCUCUUCCCUAUCCUCCCUCUUCCUACUGCAUUUCCUUCUUUCCCUCUCCCCUCUUCCCAUCUCCCCUCUUCCCUAUCCUCCCUCUUCCUACUGUAAUUCCUUCUUUCCCUCUCACCCUCUUCCUACCUCCUCCUUUCCCCCUCACCCCCCCUCUUCCUAUCCCCUUUCCCUCUCACAUCUUUCCCCACCUGCUUCCCCUCAUUCCCCCCCUCCUUCCCCUCAUUUCCCCCGCUGCUGCCUCUCAUUUCCCCCACUGCUUCCCCUCAUUUCCCUCCCUGCUUCUCCUCAUUUCCCCCUGCUUCCCCUCAUCCCUACUUCACCUCAUUUCCCUCCCUACUUCACCUCAUUUCCCUCCCUGCUUCACCUCAUUUCCCUCCCUGCUUCACCUCAUUUCCCUCCCUGCUUCACCUCAUUUCCCUCCCUGCUUCACCUCUUCCCUAUCCUCUUCUUACGGUACUUCCUUCUUUCCCUCUCAUCCAUGUUUCCCUCUUCCUCCUCUUCCCUAUCUCCCCUGUUUGACUUUAGUCUUAUUCCGCAUCCCCAUCCCUCGUACCGGUAUUCCCUCCCUCUCCCUGGGUAG